GGCAGUGGAGGGUGAGCCAUGGCGCCAGGCCGUUGAUUCAAACCGGCCGGGCGGCGGGCGGCGGGAGGGCAGCGCGGCGCGGCCGGGGACGUCGCCUCCCGCACCGGGGGCGCUGAUGGUGGCAGCGCGGCCGGGCCGCGUCCUCGUCUCUUCGCCGAGCGGCCCGGGAGGGAGUGAGCCGACGCCAUGGGUGUGAUAGGUGUGCAGUUGGUGGUUACUAUGGUAAUGGCCAGCAUCAUACAGAAGAUUACACCCCACUAUUCGUUUGCUCGUUGGUUGCUUUGCAAUGGAAGCUUGCAAUGGUACCAGCAUCCUACAGAAGAACAACUUCAAGUCCUUGCUGGAAAGCAACAGAAAGCAAAAUCCAAGAAAGAAAGGAAGUAUAAUGGGCACAUAGAAAGCAAGCCGCUGACUGUUCCUAAGGAUAUUAAUCUGCAAUUGGAAGCAAGGAGCAUUACAGAAAUGGAUACACGAGUUCUGCAUUACUUCCCCGAGUACCAAUCUGUGGAUUUUACAGUUUCUGCCACAGUUGUCUACAUCAUUACUGUCUACUACAGUCUGACUAAUCCCCGCAAUGAGAUGAACAUUAGUAUUGUUUGGAGCCUGCUGGUCCUAACCUUUGUAUUUAAGGUAUUAUUUUCUCUGACCACUCACUACUUUAAAAGUGGAAGAAGUGGGGAGAGGUCAGUCUGCAUUACCUUUGGCUGCUUUUUCUUUGUAAAAGCAAUGGCGAUCCUAAUUGUAACAGAGAACUAUUUGGAGUUUGGACUGGAAACAGGGUUUGCAAACUUUUCUGGCGGGGCCGUGCAGUUCCUUGAGAAACAAGGCUUGCAAUCCCAAGGUCCUGUCUCAAAACUGACCUUUAAAAUGUCCCUGGCUAUUCUUUGUGGUUUCAUUGGUGCUUUUCUGACAUUUCCUGGCCUGCGACUGGCUCAGAUGCAUCUGGAUGCCCUAAAUCUUGCAAAGGAGAAGCUAACACAGACUAUGCUUCAUGUGAACUUUCUAUCACCACUAAUCAUGGUACUUCUGUGGGUGAAACCUAUUACAAAGGACUAUAUCAUGAAUCCACCACUUGGCAAAGAAAAUAUUCCUUUAAUGUCAGAGGCUACAUAUGAUUCAUUGCGACUGUGGAUUAUUAUCUUUCUCUGUGUUCUUCGACUGGCCUUAAUUCGCCAACACCUGCAAGCAUACCUAAACUUAGCACAAAAGAGUGUAGAACAAAUGAAGAAAGAGGCAGGGCGGAUCAGUACGAAGGAUCUGCAAAAGAUGGUUGCCCGGGUUUUCUAUUACCUUUGUGUGAUCGCACUUCAGUAUGUGGCACCUGUGAUAAUGCUUCUUCAUACAACACUGCUUUUAAAAACCCUGGGUCACCAUUCCUGGGGACUCCUCUCAGAACCUUCGUAUGUGUCUCCUAAGGAGAUCGUUGAAGCCUCCAAUUCUGUUAAAUCAUCUACCCUUGUAGCCAAUGAAAACAAGAAGCUAACUGUUACACAAAUAACAAUGGCACUGGAUGGUCUGCAGAACGUUUUCACUCCAUUACUCUUCCGAGGCCUCCUCUCCUUUCUAACCUGGUGGAUUGCAGCUUGCCUGUUCUCUACAAGUCUUUUUGGUUUGUUCUAUCAUCAGUACCUGACAGUCGCGUGAGUGACUAGCAUGAUAAAGCUGGACGUCCAAAUAUUCUCCUAGAUCUGAACAUAAAAUUAAAGUCACUUUUUGGGGAUGAAGGGAUAUUUUAAACCAUUGUGGAAACAGCAUAUUGCUAAGUACAGAGCACAGAUUAACCUGCUCGUUUCAAACACUUCCUCUGGUUCUCAGGGUGAAUAAAUGUCUUAACAAUUUGAAACUUAGAAGCUGGAAUGAUGACAUGUUACUAAUGCCAUGGAUAGGUCAUUUAUCUUUGAUAGAACUUUGGAGUUAUCAACAGAAGAUCAUUUGGCCUUAAGUGGUUGGUAAACCAGUGGAUCAAAGUUGAUGUAUAACCAUGAAUAAGAUUAAAAAUUGAUGGACUUAAUUCUCCAACUCCACAUCAAUUUUAAUCUGCUUAGAAAUUUAAGAUCAGAAUUUUAAGUCCAAAAGUUAGCAAAGGGAUAGAACUUUAUUCUAGAAUUAGCUUUACAAAAUGACAUUCUGGUUAAUGUGUAGCUUGACUUGAAUCUUAACACGUCUGUGUCCCUUCAAUAUACAUAUGUAAACAUAAAGAUAAUGGGUGAGUUUUUUUCCCUUCCCCCUGCCCCCACCGCCCCACAGACAGGUGAAAAUGGGCUUUAUUUUAUCAGUUGUGAGCUCUUGAUGAUUUUGAACAAAACAUAGGUACUGUUUCAUUGGUUCUAAAUGUUGAGCUAAGAAAAUCCAGUUUGAACAACAAUUGGUAUUGACAGAUUUCUUAGCAAUAACUGAGCUGUUUGUUAAAAUGUGUUGUGUUUAUCCUUUUGUUGGAAAAUCCAGCAUUCUUCACUGUAAAGAAGUCUUUACAGCUGGAAUGUGAAUAUAUCUACUGUAUAUUACAGUAAAGGUUAAAUAUUUCAGAUUUUUAAGGGAACAAAUUUCUUUGAAGUUGUGGUUGUUGCUGUAAGAGAGUUUGAUUUGUUGCUUGAGGUAAGGUAUUAGGUGAGUGGUUUUUAUUUUAAUAGUGUUUUUGAAUUGUCCAAAAAACCCUGCAGUACAAUGGAACUCUGAUAUUGUGGCUUGCCUCAGUGAAGGAAACUUAUUUUUGAAAGCACCUCAGCACUGUAACCACAUCAUAAAGAAGAACUGGAAUUCCAAUUUUUUACAUAACUUUCAGAUCUAUUGAAUGAAACUUCACUUGCAAGCUGAUGGAUUUAUUUCACUUUGAUAUUGUAACAUCUUAGCCUCUCCUCCACAAAUUUUGUUACUGAAUUCCAUCUUAGAUUGAAAGCCCCAAAAUUGCAAGUUAAAUGUUUAAACUCUUUGUUAUAUGCAUUUCUCUGCCUGUAACAGCACCAUGCAGAUAUAUAAUACUUCUCAUGUUCCAAAACCUUGCAAAAAAAUACGUUACUGGGAGAUUGGAUGAUACAAGGUAAAGUGUAGGACAGGAAGGCUAUUGUGAUUAAAGCAGUCUCCCCUAUCUAUUUAAUUGGUGAACCUCCAAUAUUUUCAAUAUCUUUUCAACAUGAAAAGAUGAGAAAAUACUUUUGAUUUUGGUUACACUUUUGAUCAUUAAAUAGAGUAUGUAAAAGCUGACAACUUCUCUACCCCUCCAUUAAAUUGAAUUUCAGUAAUUGAUACAGGAAUAUUUAACAUUUUCUCAAGAAAAUAUAAUGUGCCAAGAAGGUUUUAUUGUCUUUUAUUUUGGUAUACUUGUCCUGCUGCUGAAUGGUAUUCUUCUUGAUGUGUGUAACUUUACAUAUCCGUUGCGAGCGAUGGAUGGGAGUGCUACACUUGAUUAGGCUAUAGAUUUUAAUCCAGUUUGCUAAAGACAUGCAAAUAAUAACUAUUGGAAAUUUGAAACAAAUUUUCAUCAGAUUUUAUCAUUUAAAUACAAAUUGUAUAUAGCAUCCUUGAAUGGUGCUGUUUCAGACAAAUCUGUCUGAUUCAACAGUCCAAAAUGUAGUUUCAUCCAUAUAGUACAACAGCACAUUUUUGAUACAUUAUAGGCCAACUAUGAUCUCUGGCCAUUUUGAUAAUGCUUUUUUUGAAUGACAAAUUCCACUUUCAUUUAACUUCUUUGAAAGUUAGGUGCAAUUACUGUAGAUGCAAAUUAAAUAAUGAAAACAUAUCAGACAAGUAAGAUCAAAAUUCAGUUAAUUAGAAUAGAAUGCUAGAAAUAGCAAGUAAUCGUAAUUGACCAUUUAUAAUGAGGCCUAACCCUUAAGGUAAUAUCCAUUUGCAAUACCCACUAAGCUGUAUACAGUUAUGUUCUGAAGCUAAUAAAAUUAGUCCUUUCAUAUUCUUUGUUUAUGUAAUUAUAACAACUUCCUCUGUGAAUGUGACUUGUACUGUGAUAAAUUUGAAGAUGAUCAUGUUAAUGAAACCCAAGUCAUAACUGAAAUCUGUAAUAUCAGUAAUUGGAAUUGGUCUGUGCUUGGUUGGUUUAAUUUUUUGCAUUAUAAAUUGUUAGGUAUGGCCAAACUAUGUAGUUAUUUAUCCUUCUUUGUACCAAAAGAUAGAAGUAAUGUAAUCAUACAUUUUUUUUUAAGCAAUACUGACAAGUUAGUAAAAAUGGCUAAUUCAUUGAUCCUUUUGCCAAAAGCCGUUGACGGGCAUAAUUUAUUCCUAUUUAUCUAGCCAGUUAGCAGCUACACUAUGUAGCCAGCAUUAACGAUGGUUACAAUGCUGUAGGUGAUCUGCAGCGACAUUGGGGAUAGAAUUGAGGGCAAAUCAGGUAAAACCAGGCAACUCCAUCUCCAAACUAGCUGAGACACUCCUAUCACCAAAACAAAGUGGCUAUUUUAGUACUGUUGACAAAAGUACCUUGCACUGAGACCAGGCAACACAGAAAUCCCACCUGCACAAUUGUAGAUCAGAGGAUAGGGUAAUAAAUUGAUAGUACUUGUAAUUAAGCAAGGAAUAUAAUGUUCCUGAAGAAUAUUAAGGAAUAACAUAUCUCACAUUUUACGUACACGGAGAUUCAGUGUCAACAUUUAAUUUGGCUAGCUGGUAUCAGUGAGUUGGGGUUUAACAUCAGUGAAGCCAAGAUCCUAGGAGAGAAUUUGAACAUUUUUGAUUCUGAAUCAUAGUCCUAAAGUUGGUGCGCCAAACAUAAAUAUGGAAUUUGAAUGUUCCAUGACAUAUGGUUGGCUAUCCAUAACCAGUAGUAAAUGUUUGAGGCCUUUCUAAAGAAAUGUAUUUGCAUUUGAUGUUUAAUUUGUGCUGGAAUGCACUGAAAUGGCUUGAAGCCUUUCUUUUAAUAAAAUCAUUGUUAUUGAUUUGAAUGCAGCAGGGUAUUUUCUUGUGUUUAUGUGGGUGGCUGUUUAUUGGUUAUAAGAUACAUGUUUCAGUAAAACUAGUGGAAAUUGGUCACCUUGGGGACUGAACUAGUUACUUAAUACAGAUGUUUCUUUAACCUAUUUAAUGCAUUUUAUGAUGUAAACAUCUCUCCAAAAUGAUGCAAGUUUGUAAUUCAGUUUAUUUCUGUUAUAGUGGGGAACAUGGAGUUGUAGUGGUAUUCCACUGCAGUAAUCCAGAGACCUGCAUAAAUGAUCCAGAAAGUACAAGUUCAUACUUGUACAUGGCAAUUUAAGAACUUUAAUCAAAUUUUAUAUAAAGCAAACAAAUCUGGAAAAUCACAAUCAUUUAAAGUAAACAUAAAACUCCAGGAUUUCAGCAAAAACCCAGCCCUGGUCAAGCCUAUAUAUAUCUCCAGUUCCAACCUAGCGCACAAUUAACCAGUCAACCAUUCAGAAAUAAAAUAAAGCAUCAAAGAAAAUUGUAGCAAUUCAAUAAAAAAAAUACCACCAGUGAAAUCCUUGUAUGCAAUUAAUGCUGGGAAUGAAAUAAAAAUUGUAUAUCUGAAAUAAACUCGAGUAGCAACACCUGUGUUUUAUCAUAUUUAGAUACUAGCAGGUGACUCAAUCAUAGCACCAAUGCUGAUUUGGACAGUUGUAGGGCUGUGCUCAGCUCCAAGUUCCAUCCUCCAGUCAAGGAUACACUUCAUAGGAAAUUCUGCACGUUCAAAAUUGUAUCUCCUGUUUACAUGUAAAAUGAUUAUACUGUGUAAGUUAAUGUUCUUGCCACCACCCCUCUUUCAUUCUAUCGGUAGCUUAUGGAAUAGUUCUUGCGAACAGCAUCACUAUUGUUGCUUUUUUAUAAUACAGGAGUCCUUCUGCAAAAUCUGGCAAAAUAAAAAGGCUUACUAAUUCUCUGUGAAGGCACUUAAUAAAAGAAGUACAGAUCUCAAGAUAGUAAAUAACCACAUACUCUUAUUCAUCACAGGUUUGUCAUGAUGCUUGAUCGUGCAUUUAACAUCAGAAUUUAUUACUCAGAAGUUGUAAUUAUAUCAGAUUGUGGCUCCUUACUCCAAGUUCAAAUUAUAUUUGAUUGUUAAUAACCAAGGGUUUUGAAGAGAAAUCAGGGUGACUAGAGGAACUAGUUUCACUGUAACAUGUAAUUGAGCUGGAUUUCUGUAUGGAUAGACUUUUAAAUACCAAAUAUCUUUAAAGUUUUUUUGUUUAUAAAUGAUUCUUGAAUGUGCAUGGUUGCCAAUUUUAAGAUUGUGAAGUGAUUGCACAAAUAACUUGAUGUUUUCUAUAAGUUAUAUUGUAAGAAUCUGUAAAUUAAGAAGCCGUGGCAAUGUAUUUCAUUCAUAUUUUAUAGAAUCUAGGGUUGGAUUGUGCACUUAAUGCAUUGAUUAAAAUACAAGGCAAUAAAACUG
Pristis pectinata (smalltooth sawfish) is the source of this 6331-nucleotide messenger RNA. It is a transcript of the gene tmem161b, whose product is annotated as transmembrane protein 161B. The record is from RefSeq and is a predicted model, not a curated record. Lineage: Eukaryota; Metazoa; Chordata; Chondrichthyes; Rhinopristiformes; Pristidae.